Molecule: messenger RNA, 2327 nt
Organism: Etheostoma cragini (Arkansas darter)
Lineage: Eukaryota; Metazoa; Chordata; Actinopteri; Perciformes; Percidae
Gene: arf6a
Product: ADP-ribosylation factor 6a
Exons: 2
Coding region: 609-1136 (175 amino acids)
Biological process (GO): intracellular protein transport; vesicle-mediated transport
Cellular component (GO): cytoplasm
Molecular function (GO): GTPase activity; GTP binding
Source: RefSeq, a predicted model, not a curated record
AGAGAGAGAGAGAGGGAGGAAGAGACACAUAGAGCGGCAAGAGAGGGGAGAAACGGCGCGGGGACUGGGGGAUGAUUGCCGCAGACGGAGGGGGAAGACAGGAAAGUCGGAUGAAUCAAUGACCUUUUGAACGCUCUUCCUCUGGAUGUCCCGGUGCAGAAACGGGCCGGAGAGCUUCAAUCCGGGACAAGAAGGACUUGGAAUGUGGAUUUUGAAGGAAGUCUGUGCUCAACGGCGAGUUUGAAACAAGGGGAUGUCAUUUUUUCUUCUUAAAUCGGAGGGCAGUGGAUCAUGAAAAUAUAUCCCCACCCAACUGUGCGAGGGCUCCACACGUACUGCUCCCAUUGACUGCUCCCAGUCAGCCUCUCAGGACAGACCCCCAGCGUCCAGCUAACUGGACUGGUCUGCUAUCCAACGGGACACACUUGAAAGUAGCCGCCUUCAGAGUACCGACACUGGUGUCAGCCCACCGCUGCCAUCACGUGGAGGGCUCCCAGCACACACUGAAACUCUAACUUCUCAGUUGGAUUGUAAACCACUUCUAGUUUCUCUCACAAGAGAAGUCUUGUUUUCUCCUUCUAAUAAAGUAUUUAUGCACAGCAAACAAGAUGGGGAAAAUGCUCUCGAAGAUCUUUGGCAACAAGGAGAUGAGAAUAUUGAUGCUUGGACUUGAUGCUGCUGGUAAAACCACCAUCCUGUACAAGCUGAAGCUGGGACAGUCGGUCACCACCAUCCCCACCGUCGGCUUCAACGUGGAGACCGUCACCUAUAAGAAUGUGAAGUUCAACGUGUGGGACGUGGGGGGGCAGGACAAGAUCAGGCCACUUUGGAGACAUUACUACACAGGCACCCAGGGCCUGAUUUUCGUGGUGGACUGUGCCGACAGGGACAGGAUCGAUGAGGCGAAGCAGGAGCUCCACCGAAUCAUCAACGACCGGGAGAUGAGGGACGCCAUCAUCCUGAUCUUCGCCAACAAACAGGACCUGCCAGACGCCAUGAAACCCCACGAGAUCCAGGAGAAGCUGGGCCUGACCCGGAUCAGAGAUAGGAAUUGGUACGUUCAGCCCUCGUGUGCGACAUCGGGGGAUGGACUAUACGAGGGCUUGACCUGGCUUACCUCAAAUUACAAAUCCUAAUGUUUCUCACUUCACCAGCCUGGACACUUGGAGACAAAAAAGUAGCUGAGAAUAAAAAUGAAAAAAAAAUGCAAUCUGAAGCAAUUAAUAGCACGACCUCUCUGCUGAGUGUAUGUCGAAGAGAGUAAAAAUUCUAUUUUGUUUUCUUUUUCUUUUUGAUAAUGACUUCAAUAUAACCCCAGAUUUCAUUUAUACAAAAUACAAUUAAUUUUUUGGGCUGGCUUACUUUUUUUUGGGUAGUUUGCUUUGGUUCACAUUCUGCAUAUUCAGUGCUGUUUAAAUAUACAAUACUCUUACUUUUGAGCUCUUCUUUUGUUUUCCUGCUUUUUGUAUAAUUUCUUUGAGGGCACUUUGGGGACACACACUUGUACUUUUGCCCCCUGCUUAUCUUUCAUUCGGUAUUCUCAUGACCCAGCUACAUAUCCAAAGGAUGGGAAAGUCCAGAAACCAUUGCCUACAUCAGCAUAUCAAUUUCAUGACUCAAACUGCCUCGGUAAUUUGUAAGAAUGUGUGUUAUGGAUGUGUUGGGACCUUUUUUUUUUGAGAAAGAAAAAUAGCUGUUUUCUUAAUUGAUUGUACUGGGGUGGUGGAGGAAAUGUGUCCAUACCUGUUUCCUUUGCAGUGAUCACAUCCAUCAUGUCUGCUGUGGCAGUUUGUGUGAAAGACACUAUGUGGACGCUGGAUAUUCACAGACACUGUGAUACGGAUAUAUAUUUUUGUUGUUUCAGAUUCUGAAUCCGUUACCACCAGUCUUAUGAUCGCCUCUUUUGUUUCUCCCCGAGCUUCCGUUACUGGGGAGUGUUUGUAGUUUUCAGCUGCCUUAGGAGGGGACCAGGUUUGCAGGUGCCCCAAAAUCAAGAGUUACUGCAGCAGAAGGUAUUCUUAACUGCUGAGUUAGCACUUUGGGAGAGAGAGGGGGGUUACCAACCAGCUGGCUGUGCACAUUUAGGUUUUCUGACUGACUUUUGGACCCCAGCAAAUGUUUACGAAAUACCCAACCCCCCACCGUCUCCCAUAUAGGUGCUUCUUUUCUUUUUCUUUUUCACGUCCUCGUCAUCUACCUGUACUAUUUAGAUCCCGCAGACACACACCAACUCUCUGUUUAUAGUUAAUAGAUGCUGCUCUGUCUGAUUUUUGUUCCCUUUUCUUUUGCUAUGCUGAUGAAAUAAUAAAAAAAAUAUAUCCAGAUCA